AGCCUUUGUUUAUUUCCAAAACCAUGUCUUUUUCCAAUUGUCUAGCUCCUGGUAUCUCAUUCUACCGAUCUCCUAUAUUCAUAUAAAUAAGAGCAUACCUCAUUCAUUUUUUUCUUCAUCAAUCAAAUAGCAACAACCACACUUUCUUACUUACGAAACAAAAUCAUCUCCAUCUUAAUUUGUUAUCCGAAAAUACUGUCAUAUACGUUAUCAUGAAGAAUCUUGCAACAGCAACAAGCAAGGGUUGGAUCGUGGCUGCUAGUGUUGGAGCUGUAGAGGCUUUAAAGGACCAAGUUGGUAUCUGCAGAUGGAACUAUGCUAUAAGACAGGCUCAACAGCACCUUAAAAACCGUGUUAGAUCGUAUUCUCAAGCAAAGAGUCUCUCUUCUUCUUCACAUGUUGCUUGCAAAUUGAAGGAUGAGAAGAAGGCAAAGCAGGCAGAGGAGUCACUGAGGACUGUUAUGUACUUGAGCUGCUGGGGUCCUAAUUGAUCCAUUGGUACAUAGUUAGUGAUGCUAGAUAAAUUAAUUAUAUCAAAUUUGUAACAUUAGACGACAAUAUGUAUAAAAGAAUGUUUCUUGUUGAAA
Molecule: messenger RNA, 587 nt
Organism: Lathyrus oleraceus (garden pea)
Lineage: Eukaryota; Viridiplantae; Streptophyta; Magnoliopsida; Fabales; Fabaceae
Exons: 1
Coding region: 213-491 (92 amino acids)
Source: RefSeq, a predicted model, not a curated record